UAAAUCUGAAGAGGUUCAGAGAACGGAUCGUCUUCUCUGUCAAGCAUAGGUUAUUCCUCGUGAUACCACAAUGUUCAGUGCAUGGGCGCAUUCAUAUUCUACAGCGCGGAUGGUUUGACGGAGGAUUUUUGUUUGCAGGAUAGCUUGACCGCAGUAGAUUUUGCAUCGUGAGCCAUGGCACGAGUUUUUCAGCAAAAGUAAUCUGAGAAGAACGAGGUUAGAAAUAGGUUAAAAUGGGCGGCACACUUCUGCCUGCGUGAAAGUCGUUACAUGGACUGUACUGGUGAAAAGUUAUACGGCAGAUGGGGGAAGCAGACAAAGAGGAAAAAAUGUAAACGACAGUCUGUUUUAACAUAAUACUGUCUCUUGCCAUCGCAAAGGGAUCUAUCUUAACAUAUCGACUGAAUAAGUGCCACAAACGUGGUACAAUUCUUCAAGAAAGGAUUUGCUAUGUCCAGUUUCCUGGGUGUGAGUGUUUGGUUCUUGCUUGUCCUUCACUAUGUGGCUGCAGUGAUGGACUGCCAUCCGGGUUGUCGCUGUGAAGUCGAGAGCUUCGGCCUGUUCCACAGCUUCAGCCUGACCAGGGUCGACUGCAGUGGGGUGGGCCGUGGUCAUGGCCUGGUGGUCCCCAUCUCCAUCCCCCUGGACACCUCCUCCCUGGACCUGUCCUCCAGCGCCAUCCACACCAUCGCUGACUCCAUGCUGUCUGGACCGGGCUACACCACGCUGGCCAGCCUGGACCUCAGCAACAACCUCCUCUCCAGGCUCAACAGCAGCAUCUUCUCCAGGCUGCGCUACCUGGAGACCUUGGACCUGAGCCACAACACCCUGGAGGAGCUGGCCCCCGGCUGCUUCUCUGGCUUGCCCCUGGCCGAGGUGGACCUGAGUGGCAACAGGCUCCAGGAGGUCAACCUGGAGGUCUUUUCCAACAAGGGCCACGGUGCUGGACCUCUCAAUGUGGACCUAUCUAACAACCUGCUGAACACUGUCACGACUAGGGAUCCACAGGUGCUAAGCCCUCCUAACAUUCAGAGCCUCAGUCUGGCAGGGAAUCGUCUGAGGGCCGUGCCCAAGCUGCAGGGCCUCCCUCUGAGGUCUCUGAGCCUGGACGGCAACCCCAUCCUCAGCAUCGAAAGGCACAGCUUCACAGGGCUAAGGGAUCUGGCUUACCUGUCUCUCAGUGGACUAUCUGAGCUCACCUCCAUCCAGCUCCAAAGUUUCAGUGAGCUGAGCAGCCUGCAGGUCCUGGACCUGUCCCACAACAGCAGGCUAAGACCACUUAACCCUGAGGUGUUUAGCGGACUGGCUGCCUUACAGGAGCUCAACCUGUCUAACUCAGGGGUGGUGUCUCUGCCCAGCAACAUUCUCCACCUCCUGCCCAGCAUCAAAAGCAUCGUUCUCAGGGAGAAGGUAAACUGUUGGAAGACCCAUAGACAGGUGCAGUUCCACAGACAGAUAGUAGGACAGUCAACAAGGGGGGAGAAAUUGACCUGUGAUGUCAUAGGAAUUGUUUUAUGAGUCUGCCGGCCUUAACAGGCUGGUCAAAAUGAAGAAGGUGGAGGAGCAGUGAGAGCCUCACAGUGAAAUCAGCUUAUACAGUAAUCACACUAUAUUUCAAAAUUCAGUCCUCAGAUUUGUGCAUCAUCAUCAAGGGUUGCACUCAAUUUCAAAAUAUAGCUUUUGUUUCACUGCUUCAAGGGAGUGUGCAAUAAAAUACCAGUGUAGAACAGUGGCCAUGGGCUAAUAAAUUAUGCUGGCAACUGAACUAACCAUCUUAAUAACAUGACGACGUGUGAUGAUUUACAAGGACAAAGUCAGAAAUGAUUACCUGAACUUGUUUUGUAGUUUUCAAUCCCUUUUCUAUUUUUUAACGAAUUCAACUGAACUAAAUAAUGACAACUCAUACAGUGUUAUGAUGCAUUAAUGUCCAUCAGACUUAUAAUGUAAUAAACUGUUUUAGAGGGCCUCAUAUUGUUAAACAUUACAACAAUUUCUGCUGGCAGAUAAUACCUUUUGAUUACUUGACAAAAAAUGUUUUUAAUAAUAUUAGAAUUUAUUAGAAUAUUAUAUGUUUUUGCAACAUUUUCUAUUGCCUUGGACAUAUAUUGUGUUGUGUAUAUGAAGUCUGUCAACUAUUGUUAAUGACUGAAACAGAGACAUGUAUUUUGAAUAAAAUGGAUGCA
Molecule: messenger RNA, 2183 nt
Organism: Oncorhynchus masou masou (cherry salmon)
Lineage: Eukaryota; Metazoa; Chordata; Actinopteri; Salmoniformes; Salmonidae
Product: tsukushi-like
Exons: 2
Coding region: 451-1518 (355 amino acids)
Cellular component (GO): extracellular matrix
Molecular function (GO): protein binding
Source: RefSeq, a predicted model, not a curated record